AUGCACGCCUCUUUCCUGCUCACGACCCUCCUCACCACCUCCGCUCUCGCUGCCAACAUCGUCCAGGUGAAUGACGAUGGAUGGGCCGAGAUCAACAUCCGCACGCUGUACGACACGCUGACGGCGGCAGGCCAGUCUGUCGUUCUGUCGGCGCCGGCGGAGAACCAAUCCGGGAAAGGAUCCCUGGAAGGAACUCCCACCAACGUCACCAAUGGCUGCGAGUUCGACAGCUGCCCGCCUGGCAGCCCUGCUGUGGGUUACAACAGUUCCAACCCCCGGCUCAACUAUGUCAACUCGUACCCGGUCACGGCCAUGAAAUACGGUGUUCAGACCCUGUCGCCCAAGUUCUUCGGUGGCAAUCCGGACAUCGUCGUGUCUGGCUUCAAUGUGGGAUCGAACCUGGGCGUUACCACCGUCUUCUCCGGCACUGUCGGUGCUGCCUCGGCGGCCAUGGACCAGCUGGGCAUUCCCGGCAUCGCCUUCUCUGGCGCCACUGGCAGCCAGACCGCGUGGAACGUGACCCCAGUGCCCGACUACGUCACGAUCUACGCGCAGCUGGCGACCAAGCUGACGACGACAUUGCUCGACUCGGGCGCCCCCUACCUGCCCAACAACACCUGGCUGAACGUCAACUUCCCCGCCGCCGGCUCCGGGACCAGCUGUACAAGCCCGGACGACUUCAAGUUUGUGCUCAGCCGUAUUUACACUGGGACGAUCAUCAGCGGCGACGACGUCGUCACCUGCAACAAUGGCGGUCGCUUGCCGUCCGAGUCGGACGUUGUCGGGACUGCAGGGUGCUAUGCGUCUGUCAGCGUGGGCAAGGCGAACGACAAGCUCGAUGCGGAUGCCGAGCAGCAGGCCGUCGUCUUGCAGAAGCUGGGCAGCCUGUUGACCUGCCUGCCUUCUUCUUGA
Molecule: messenger RNA, 912 nt
Organism: Rasamsonia emersonii CBS 393.64
Lineage: Eukaryota; Fungi; Ascomycota; Eurotiomycetes; Eurotiales; Trichocomaceae
Product: acid phosphatase
Exons: 3
Coding region: 1-912 (303 amino acids)
Molecular function (GO): nucleotidase activity
Source: RefSeq, a predicted model, not a curated record